Aspergillus costaricaensis CBS 115574 is the source of this 476-nucleotide messenger RNA. RefSeq lists its product as uncharacterized. The coding region runs from base 66 to 341 and encodes 91 amino acids. The transcript has a single exon. NCBI's taxonomy places the organism in Eukaryota, Fungi, Ascomycota, Eurotiomycetes, Eurotiales, Aspergillaceae. The record is from RefSeq and is a predicted model, not a curated record.
CUUUUUGUUUACAUUCGUUUAUACUUGUAUCAUGACAGUAAGGAAAUAUGUACAGUGAAGUGUAGAUGGCAGAUGUUGCUGUCCUCCGCCAAAAUCAUUAUCCCCGAGGAUUAUUAGCAUGGGGGCCAUUCUCAUUCAUUGCGUGGCCAGCGCAGGUCAAAGCGUUGCAAAGCCUGUCUGGCUUGUGUUAUCGGUUAGGAGUUGGAAAAAAGAUUUGCCCAUUGCAAGUGGCAUUUGAUCGCCAUGGGCUUUGCUUUCGAAUAAACUCCGAUGUGUUUCGCGGCGCAUGUGGUAUGACCGCGCCAGCUAGUGGCGGAGCUGGGUCGUCGCUAACCCAGUGAGGGCUUCGGUCCUCUAAUGUGUACGGAGGGACCUGCAGGCAAUGCCCGCGUCGGUCGCAAAUCGGUCAGCGACGAUUGCUUGCGGGCGCGCGAUGCUCGCAUAUCUGUCGCGAGAUGGAUUGUCGCAAAGCAAAG